AUGGCAAAAAUAAAACCGAUCAAUGAAUUCCCACCAACAACAACAACGAAUGCAACAAGCUCAUCAGCAACCUCAAAGAACAGUACAUCCAAUAAUCGACCAAAAUCAUCUUCCGCAACUUCAAAACCCACAAAACCCGAAGCUAAGGCUGUGAUGAAUGAUGAAAAAGCAUCCACUCUUGAACAGGGCGAAAAAUUGGAAAGCGUUUCCGUCGUACUAAAUCAUUCUUCAGUGCCAACGGAUACGUCAGGAAAUGUUCCGAGAGCAUCAUCGCCGAUGGCAUUCAGUGAUUCAGUGAGUGUUGUUUCAGGAAUUAAUGAUGGAGAUGAAACAGGAAUUAAAGUGGUGGUGAGAAUGAGACCAAUUAAUGAGAGAGAAACAAAGUUAAAAGCACAACCUUGUAUUAGUAUGAAUAAGGAAACCAAAGAAGUGUUGAUAAAGCGAAAAGAUAAGGAGGAAAAAAAGUUUUAUUUCGAUGACGUAUUUGAUGACAAAGCCGCUCAACAAGAGGUCUUUUUGUCAACAGGAAAACGAGUAUUAGAUAGAUUUGUUUUGGGCUUCAAUACAUGGACCAUGCAAGGUUUAAAGGGAGAACCAGAAAAAGAAGGAAUUAUGACUCGUUUUGUCAGAGAGCUUUUCAACUAUGUCACAACAGCUCAAGAAAAAACAGAUAUCACCAUUAAGGCAUCUUAUCUUGAAAUAUAUAAUGAAAAUAUAUUGGAUUUGUUAAAUCCUCACAGCGCACGGGUUCAAUAUGACAUUCGAGAGGAUAAAGUCAAAGGUAUCUAUGUGAAUAAUCUCAUUGAGAGGCCUAUAACCAAUGACGUUGAGUUAAACGACAUUUUAGAGGAAGGUGCAGGGCGGAGAACUGUUGGAGAAACAAAAAUGAAUGAAGUUUCUUCGCGUUCUCAUUCCGUGUUAACAAUUUCUAUGGAACAAAUCGAUAAAGGUGAUGAAGAUGGAUUUUCAUUAAGAACGAACAAAAUUGCAUUGGUCGAUUUGGCUGGUAGUGAGAGAGCUGGUGCAACAGAGGCAACUGGAGAUAGACUAAAAGAAGGCGCAAAGAUUAAUAUGUCUCUGUCAAUGCUUGGAAAUGUGAUCAACGCUUUGGUCAAGAAAUCGAACUUUGUUCCUUACCGAAAUUCCAAAUUAACGAGAUUGCUCAAAGAUUCAAUUGGAGGCAAUUCUUACACCUUGCUUGUCACUUGUGUAAGUCCAGCAGAUGUGAAUGCUGAAGAAUCAUUGAGUACUCUAUACUUUGCUGAUCGAGCAAAACAAAUCAAGAAUAAGCUUAAAGUUAGCAGAGGAGAUCCUAAAUUGGAGAAGAUUGCAGAGUUACUUGAAUUAGAAAAGAAAUUAAGAGCUAGAAUAUUGGAAUUGGAGACUGAGCUUGCAAAAUAUACCAAUGUUCCUCCACCUCGACCAGAACUUGCAAAAGAAACAAUAUCCAUCGAUAUGGAAACCAACACGGAAAUUGAAUUGAUGGAGAAACGAGCUUCUGCAAGGAUGAUGCCACGGCAUGCUGUCAAAUCAAUUCAAACAGAUCCUUUGCAAGAAAAAGGAUGUUGCUUGAUGAUGUAA
Molecule: messenger RNA, 1581 nt
Organism: Naegleria fowleri
Lineage: Eukaryota; Heterolobosea; Eutetramitea; Acrasida; Naegleriidae
Exons: 3
Coding region: 1-1581 (526 amino acids)
Biological process (GO): microtubule-based movement; mitotic spindle organization
Molecular function (GO): microtubule binding; ATP binding; microtubule motor activity
Source: RefSeq, a predicted model, not a curated record